Messenger RNA from Didymodactylos carnosus, 849 nucleotides. The record is from the annotation of a GenBank genome assembly. NCBI's taxonomy places the organism in Eukaryota, Metazoa, Rotifera, Eurotatoria, Philodinida, Philodinidae.
CGAGAUGAAAUAUUUCAACAAAAACGAGCUAGUGCAAAUGAGAGACGACAGGAAAUAAUGAUGAGAAAUCGACCAUCCACAAUAGACAUUGCAAACCGAUUGAAAAAAGUAAAACUUGUUGUAUUGAAGUUUCUACUAUGACAUUUACUUUUCCCGUUUUAGAGAAGUAUUAAUUAUCGUCUUGGUCGAGGCUUUGGAAAUUAUAAUCGUGGUGGAAUGGGACGUUUCAAUGUUAAUCAACGACUUAGUGGAACUCCAAGAGUAUUACAACGAGUUAGUUUAGGAAGAGGACGACGUAUGGGUGGCAAUUUGUUUUCAUCACGAGGUGGAAACCGAAGCCCACGUAGAGCUGGACUAACAAUUGGUCGCGAACGAAUUGGAUUACGCACCUUUCGUGGACGAUUUAGUCGUGGAUUCAAUAAUAAUAAUAAUAAUAAUAAUUCACAAUCAAAUCAGAACAAUUCAGAACGAAAUAGCUUCCAAAGUGGGCGAGGUCGUGGUGCCUCGAUAAGGUCAACACCAGUCGCAUAUUUAACAACAACAAUUCCAAAUCUCGGUACCGUCAAGAGAUCGUGGGAUAAAGGAAAGAAAAAGAAAAUCGAAGAAGAAGCAAUUUCUUUUUUCAAACAACAAAUAAAAAAUUCUAAUCAACAAUCACUGUCGAUUGAGGAUGUUUACGAACACAUGGGUGAAGCAUCUCCGGAUGUAAGAGCAUUGAUUAGUGGUAAUAUUAAACAUUUCUUAAAACGAUUUCCAGAUAUAUUCGUCGUUGGGCUUACACAUUUUGCACUCAAAGCUGAUUGGAAAUUGUUAGAAAAAGAUUUGCCAUCUCUUUAUCCAGCUUUAUAA